Caenorhabditis elegans is the source of this 1300-nucleotide messenger RNA. It is a transcript of the gene T03F6.4, whose product is annotated as F-box domain-containing protein. Bases 50 to 1216 code for a protein of 388 amino acids. The transcript has 10 exons. The record is from RefSeq and is marked reviewed. NCBI's taxonomy places the organism in Eukaryota, Metazoa, Nematoda, Chromadorea, Rhabditida, Rhabditidae.
AAUCAGCCAGACCCACGAUUUCUUUUUCAAACUGCCAAAUGACGUGAAAAUGAGAGAAGAGCCAACAUUGCUCAAUCUUCCAAAUGAAGUCUUGUUGAAGGUUAUCCGUAACUUGCCACGUCAUGAUAUAUUCUUUGGUGUUGCUCAUGUAAAUAAUCGGUUUCGAGGAUUGGUGCAAAAGAAUUUGAAAACUAUCAGACUAUUUGAAGCUCACUGCCACGUCAACAUCGUAGACAACAGACCUCUAUCAAAAUACCGCGAAGAUGGAACUGACCCGAUUAUCACAUACAGUUUCACACUAUUUGAUACACGAGGACCUGAGUUUACACAAAAACGGCGUCUGUGCCUCCGCGGAAAUGAUGUUCGAUACAAGGAGCUUCAUGUUUCCCAUUUCAGCGAUUCAACAAUGCAAGCUCAAUUUGAAAGAGUUGGAACAAGACAUGAUGUUUCAGUUUCUCCAAUUACUACAAGAACGCUCCUGGCCUACAUGAAUUUGCAAGCAAUCAGAUUUCAAGUUCGGAAGCAAUGCAAACCAGAGUCUCAAAGAAUUGAGGAUAACUUUUUUGCUGACUGUUUAACGUUUUUUGAUAAAGUUUGCGGUCGAGUAGAAAUCAAAUCUCUGCUCCUCUGCUCAAAAACCAUCCUGUUCCCUUGGCAACUUGCACCAAAGUCACUGAUAAAGCUAUCAGAACUUCAAGGUCUUCAAAACUUGAUUUUGGAAAAUAUGACAACCUUCGAUCCAUUCUCAAGUUUUCUGAAACUUCCCACUAAGAAUCUGGCGAGUUUGCAAUUCCGAUUAGAUCCCAGGCAUCGGAUGGAUAUUGAUCAAAUGACAAUGGCACCAGUAAAUGGAUCACUUCUAAAAAUUUUAUCAUCAUCUGCAGUUUACCGUCUUGAUUUCUCCGCUUACACGGAAGUUUCUCAAAUUGUCAGUGCCAUCGAUGCAGUUGACAUGUGCUUUUUUAUCGAGAAAUGGCACUAUUCCCCCAAACCAUGGAUUAUCAAAGGAAUCUCAUUCAACUCUACAGUUACAAUCGAUGAAUUUCGAAUUGCAGUCUAUAAAACUUUACCGCCAAACUUCGCCAUACCUGUCCCCUACUGUCGAUUUCAAACAAGCCAUCGAACCUCGAUGGGCAUCGUUUUGGAAUUGGCAUGCUACGCAAACGGAACAGCAACCCAGUGGAUCAUUCGUACCGGUUACAUAAAUUCGUGUUAGACGAACCAUCAAUUUUUCGGUGAAAAUCAAUAUUUUGCUCAGUGAUUCUGUAUUUUUAAAUUUUGUAUAUAAACGGGUUAAUCA